Ostrinia nubilalis (European corn borer) is the source of this 3844-nucleotide messenger RNA. RefSeq names its product testis-expressed protein 2. The record is from RefSeq and is a predicted model, not a curated record. The transcript is spliced from 20 exons. NCBI's taxonomy places the organism in Eukaryota, Metazoa, Arthropoda, Insecta, Lepidoptera, Crambidae. Gene Ontology annotation, cellular component: endoplasmic reticulum. The coding region runs from base 186 to 3815 and encodes 1209 amino acids. Gene Ontology annotation, molecular function: lipid binding.
UCUGUCAAAUGUCGUGUUUGAAAGUGUCAGAAAACAUUUGAGUGAGCGACUAAAAAAAUGGAUUACAAAAAAUCCCCUACAAUUUGAUUAAUCUUGAAAUCUAUUGGACGUGUAAGAGAAUAUAGACUAAAGUGUUUCAUGAGCUACUGUCUGUGUAGUGUUUUAGUUAACUUUUCAGUUCGAGUAUGGAGAUCUCCGGCUCUGGAAAAUCUCCCAACACCUCCCUAUCAUUUAGAUAUAAUGCCAAUAAUGAGGAGUUAGAAGAGUUGUACAAUGUGUGUGAAGAUGAUCCCCCCACGCCGCAGUGUGAUGUGCCUCAGAGUGCACAAGGUGAAAAUGCGAGCCCUAAAAGGGGUGAUAAAACCUCCUCCAUAAUUGACAAGUAUUUUAAGUCGAUCCGUGACAAACCGAUUGAAAAAGAGAAGUUGAUUGAGAAGCCUGUUGAAAAAGCUGAGGAUGCCAAACCAGUGGAAAGUAAGCAAGCAGAGGAAGGAGUUACUGUUAUUCCACCUAAGGAAGUGUCCUCCUCACCCAUGAAGGAGUAUUUCAACCGUUUAGGCAAGAGGAGCUCAUCAGAAGUAGAAGUCAAGGAGAGCAAUGAAACAUGGAAAAUAUUUCAUGACUUCAAAUUCAAAAUAGCUCAAGCUGUUGAGGAUAUGAAGACAAGAUCUCUAGAAGAAACAAAAGAGAAAUCAGUGCCAAGAGAAAAUUCAACAUCAGAUUCUGAGGAAAAUUCAGCUGUAAAGGAUUCAGAUCAACAGAGUGUUGGAGAUACUGACAAUCAGGUAUCAUCAUUAGAUAGCAGCAUUCAAAAUCUGUCAGAAUUAACACAACCACUGACAGCGAAAGCAACUGAAAAGGAGUUCAUCUAUCCUGCAGAGAGCAAGAACCAUUCGGAUUCCAGCGAUGACACACAUAAAAAUAUUGGUAACAGCGACUCCGCUGACGUGUCACGGGAUAUCCUCAAUGACAGCAACAUGAUGGAAGUAGAAUCUGGCGUAGAAGCCUUGGAAGAUACUUUGGAUGGCUUCGGCUAUGUGCCCAACCCUGAAACCAACCCAAGGGACAAUGCCCAGGACAAUAUCCCCCCUACCCCUCCACCCCUCUUGCCUAGCAAUUUCGGAAUGCCUCCUAGCAAAAGCAACUUACACAAAGCUCCAUCAUCAGAAAAACCUAGGGUUUAUUUCUUCACCUUCACCAUGUACUUCCUAACUUUUCUCCUUUUCAUAAACUAUGUCUUGUUCCCAAACGCGAGCAUUUGGAACGGCUUUAUAUUGGGCAUCUGGUUCUACUGUUUGGCAAACGAAACGAAGAGUUGGGUGCUAGACAACUAUUUCAGUGAUACUGAACCCACUAAGGUAGCUUUUCUUCAGCUGAAACGAAGCAGUGCCAUGCCUCCAUCGUACACAAUUCCUUCUGUGAAAGAGCAUAGGCCUUUAAAGAAAUAUGAGGGCUGGAUAAACCAUUAUAGAUUUCCAGAAUAUGAUCCUUACACCUACCAUAUUAAUCAAACAACGACUGCUUUCAUGAAACUUGAAGGUUGUAACUUGAGGAUAUCAUAUACUAGGACAAAGAUCGCAAAGAGAGCUCUAUGGGACGAGAAAAUUGAGAACGUAGUUUUUUACCAGCACAGAUUAUACAACUUGACGGGAGCUCGGAUUCUAUUGCUGCCCAAAGGGCUCGUGAAGAGAAGGCAAUGGAGCAAAAAAUAUCCUAUCUGCAUCGUACUGAACGAAAAAGAGAAAAUACAAGUGUUGGAAAAGGAAAACGUGGAAGCGGAAAGGAAGACAGCGGAGGCUACGAAUAGAAAGAGUAAGGAACAGCCAGAAGUAGAAAGUACAGAGACAAAUACCAGUCCGGAGAAGAAACGCAAGUUCGUGUGGCGGAGGCGGGAGAAGAGCAUUUCCCACUCCGACGGAGAAACAGGUAAAGAAGGUCUUCGACACAGGCUUGUUAGAAAAAUGCAUAGAGACAAAAAGGCCGACAGCACAACAACAUGCACAGAGACCGCCGAAUCUCAGUCCGAGAAGAAUGUACUCGAAGAGAGCUUGUUCCACGAUGCUGAAAUGGACCUGGCCACUAAAUCGGUCACCAGCACCAAGGAUGAUGAUGAAGAAAUCGAUGACAAUGAGCUGUCAAAGAUCAAGGAGUUCCUGGAGGAAGCCGUGAGUAAUAACGGUGUUUCCAAACGCACGGACCGAUCCAAAGCACGCGAGCAAGAAACCGGCGCAGACGGCGCGGUGGAAGGAGAAUGGAGCGUGCACGUCAAACGCACCACGGACAGGCAUUCCCACCUGUACUUAUUCGCUAGGACGGGACGCGAUAAGCACGAGUGGUAUCGUCGCCUAAACACCGCUGUGUCAGAAGCCAACGCAGGGUCCCCGGAUUCUUCAGCAGCCGAAGAGAAGACCAACAGCGACCCGGCUGCGGAAAACAAGGAAGGCAUUGAGAUGGCAGUAUACAAACUUGCUGAGAAGGAGACCGUUGCUUUCGCCAAAACGUUGAACAAGGGCACCGAUUCGAUAACAGAGGGCGUGACCAUCGCGGCGACGUCGCAGAAGAUGCAGGCCGACAUGGAGUCGUACGAGAAAACCUUCUGGCCGUAUCUCAUCAAAAUAUUGCAGCAGGCCAAGUCCCCAUCCACAACGUGUCAAUGCCGCAUGCUGCCGGCUGAAGUCACGUGGGUGAACACGCUGCUAGCUCGCCUCAUGUAUGACGUCAUGCGCGACCCGCUCAUCAUCGCCCGGCUGCAGAACAGGAUACAGAGGAAACUUAAUACGCUAAAGCUGCCAUCCUUCAUGAGUCCUUUAGUCGUCACCGAGCUGUCCCUGAGCGGGGCGUGUCCCCUCGUGGAGCGGGUGGCGGCGCCCGCGUGGGACGAGCGCGGCGUGUGGCUCGACGCGGACCUGCGCUACGACGGCGGCGCCUACAUCGCGCUGCAGACGCAGCUCAACCUCAUGAAGCUGAAGGAGAAGAGUGAGUGUCCCACCAGCUGCCGUCAUGAGUCCCCAGUAGUCCCCGAGCUGUCCCUGAGCGGGGCGUGUCCCCUCGUGGAGCGGGUGGCGGCGCCCGCGUGGGACGAGCGCGGCGUGUGGCUCGACGCGGACCUGCGCUACGACGGCGGCGCCUACAUCGCGCUGCAGACGCAGCUCAACCUCAUGAAGCUGAAGGAGAAGAAUGUAACGUUAGAAGAUCAGUUAUUAUCGUCUGAAAAUCUCAUCGAAAAUGAAAUGAAAACCACCGGCACGGGAGUGUUCACAGAAAAACAGUUACGGAAACGCAAGCCAGCGAUAUACGACUCGGAAGUAGAGGACUCGGCCGAGUCAAGCAGCGACGACGAAAGCCCGCCCGUGCAGCCUGUCGAUAGCACGCAAAAUAUUCUCGUGCCAGAAUCCUCAUCUACCAGUCCUGACCCGGCAGUUUCAUCCAAAAAGAAGUUCCUAAAAAUGGUCGACAAAAUAGCAACGAAUAAAUACUUCCAGCAGGUAACAGACUACAAAUAUGUGAAGCGUGCAAUGGAAGGCCUAUCAAAUACAGAUAUAAAACUGCACUUGGAAAUACACGGGCUCGAAGGAAGGCUCGCGUUCAACCUGCCACCUCCGCCACACGACCGCGUCUGGAUAGGGUUCCGCACAAACCCGCAACUAGUGCUAAAGGCGCGGCCGGCGCUCGGUGCACGGACGCUUCGAUUCGCGCACAUCUCCAACUGGAUCGAGCAGAAGCUCAGCAAGGAGUUCGAGAAGGUUCUCGUGCUGCCCAACAUGGAGGACAUACUGAUUGACGUCAUGACCCCCACGCCUGUGGACUACGAGUAGGAUAUGACUAGGUAUGUAGAUUUUGAUUG